CAGCUGGUAGUCGCCGCCCCGCUGAGGAGAAAGGCCUAGCCCCCGUUGCUUCCUUCCUCCCUCCCCGGCCGGCAUGUUUGUUCCUUGCGACUGUGGCGGGGGCUCCGCCAGCUCCGAUUUUAAAGGCUUCACUCUGUUCAUGCCAGCAGUGUCAGUGGGAAAUGUUGGUCAAUUGGCAAUAGACCUAGUGAUUUCCACACUCAACAUGACUAAAGUUGGUUACUUCUACACUGAUUGCCUGGUGCCCAUGGUUGGAAACAAUCCUUAUGCAACAGCAGAAGAAAACUCAGUGGAGCUGAGUAUAAACGCUGAAGUGUAUUCAUUACCUUCAAAGAAAGUUGUAGUUCUGCAGAUCAGAUCACCUUUUAUAAAGAACAAGUACAGGCCAUUCUGUCAAACACUGCUUUCUUGGGUGAAAAACAGCAAAUGUGCCAGAGUUGUUCUCCUGUCUAGCAGCCAUGCAUACCAGCGCGAUGAUGAGCAACUUCUUGGGACACCACUACGCUACCUACUUACACCUGAUCUUGAGAAAGCAGUUGGAGGCCUUAUGCAGGAGCUAAACUGGAAAGAAAUGGAAAAAGUAGCAGCUUACCCUGGAAUAAAUGAUACAGAAAAAGUUCUGCAUAUUCCUGGAGGUGGCAUCACAAAACUAUUAUUUACUGAGAGCUGUUCAAAAGGAAUCCAAAUGGCAGUUCUUCUGAAAUUCUGCUCAGAAGGGGACAACAUCCCUGAUGCGUUUGCUCUUGUUAACUAUCUGAAUGAAUGGCUCCAGCUAAUUAAAAGUGACAGCAACAAUUCCACAGAUCCUUCUACACAAUGGAAAAUGCCAAGUUCUUGGCGCUUGCUUUUUGGCAAUGGUCUUCCACCUGCACUCUUCUGAUCGGUUUUGAAUUCUUCUGUAAGUCACAUGUGCAGCCUCAAACAUCCCUUGAGAAGGUGAUUACAUAAUAAUUGCCAAGCAACAGCAGCUCAAUUUGUUGUGUAUAUAAAUUCUUUUAUUUAAGAAAAAUUCCUUUCACAUAUGUGGGUAGCUAAAGAAACUAAGGUAACUUUCACAAAUUGACCAAAGAAAUAUGUUUUGUACAGUUGUUUAUUGAAUAACUUUGGUUGAAUUUUUUUCUAAUAAAAUAUUUUUUAAAAAAACUUUUGGUUAAGUGUUAUUGCUAUGGAAAAGCUUAUGGUGCACUUUCUUAAUGUAGCUGAGAACUUGAGAUUGAUGUGCAGGCAUAGAUUUUCUUAUGAAGAUAAAACCCUACUCUUCCAUGUCAAAUGGGUACCUUGGCUUUUUUUCAAAACUUUCCUGGUGACGUAAGCAAAGCUCAGAAGUGACUAGUUCUGCCUUCUUUUCCCAGUGUUGUUGUGGUAGUUUCAGCUGGGGAGACUGCAAGUGAUCUAGCAGCCUGUUCUAUCUUUUCUGGUCUACUUCCAUUGUAUAAUUUCCAUUCUGCUUCCAAGGACUGCAGAGAUGCUAAAACUAAAGCUUUCUAGGUAGAUGAGCCUUCUUAGACUGAUUUGAGGAUGAAUACAGUGCUCUGAAAUAUAAAGGAAUUAAAACAUUGCCCUGAUAGUAGGCAGUCUAGUAUCUGUAUAUUUUAUAAGCUUAGUGUGAGGCACUAGUUAUGUGAUGAGUAAUUCCUGUUUGUAAUGGUACUUGUGUUAUUAAGCUACAUGUUCGGUUUUGAUCUCUUGGAAGUUCUUGGUGACAUCAGCUUCUUUAAAAGCAAUUUUAAAUCUAGAAUUUCUAUGUUAUAGCUUAUGAAUUAAUAGACAUGACAUAGAUACAGGCUAUACUUUUAAAUAUUUACUCUGCUAAAUCAAUUUUUUUUUUUGUGGUAUUGUCAUGCUGGUAGUACAAAUGAUGAGGAAAGGAACAAUAGUAGUCCUGAAGAGAUCUGUUAAAGGUGUAGGCAUAAGAUUCAGUAGCCAGCUUUGCUUGAAAACUUGUGCCUGUUGGUAAAGAUGAGCAGUUCAGUCUAACUACUCAGUGAAUGUGACCGAUCACCCAAAGGAUACGAUAGCAUUCAUCUUUUUUGCGGUUUUGAAAGUUUGUGAGGUGAGAAUCACAGUUAAUACCUGUCACAGAGGACUAAAGUUUGAAUGAAUGUUCAGUUACUGUUCUUUUUCCACAAAACAGUAAGAAAUUUAAGUGUUUCCCAGUCUAAAGCCUGCUUUGCAGAAGCAGAUAAUGCAGGGCAAACAACCUUGGAGAAUUAGUACGUGGAGCAAAUGCUUCAUAUAAUCGUAUGUCCAAAUACCUUCAAAUAAUGUCUUAAAAUGUAGGCAGUCUCAAGUUAAAUGUUGUAUUUGAGUCAGUCACAAACCUAGAUACGUGUGGAACAAUGUGAGCAUGAACUAACUGCUGCUGGCAUUAGGAGAACUGGAAAGGCUGCAUGAUUACUUAACCACAUCUGCAGUGGUUUUGGUUUGGUUUUUUUUUAAUGUUUGAAUUGUAUUAACACCAAUGGUUCUUAGCACUAAAUACCAUGCUAGAAAUGCAAAGUAAUCCUUUGCUCAUAUCAAUAAGCUUUUACAGUAGUAAUGCACAAAGAUGCCAUGUUUUAUGGUGUAAAAAAUGAGUUAUGAAUAGAUUUAAAGUGUUCAGGAAUGACUGUGAUUGUGAAUCAAAAGAAACUUACCUGAACAAAAAGCAACUUGCAUACAACUGGUAUGCAAGCUACAACCAGAAGUUGAACCAAAUAAUAACAUGAGUGAAAAGAUCACAUUAGUCCAAGCUUCAAGAUUUAUUUUGGCUCAUGGUCUUGUCGUUGUUUUAUAAGAAGGUUGAGUUUCUAUAGGCAAAUGAAAGGCUAAGCCAUUUGCAGCCUGCGUAUGGACCCUGUCAUGGUGAUAUUUCAUGCUUGCAAAUACUGUUUAUUCAAAUUUUGCAUUCUUAAAAAAGGAUUAAUGACCUAAAUAUUCUUCUGAUGUCAUUCUUCAUUGUGAUGGAUUCUCAGAUUCUCUGUGAAUAUAAUACAUCACCUGUAUCUGAACAGCAGUGAGCACAGAGAGAUUUGGUUAACUGUUACACGAGUAUAAAUUCCUGCUGUACUUUAGUUUGGAAAGCUGAAUCUGCCAAACUGGUUGAAAACUUUUGCCUUGAACCAGUAAGUACUUAGAAUACUUCUUAACUUUAAGCACAUAGGCCUGUGUAAAUCACAAUAACUGCUUGCUUGUUUUUGUGCACUGCUGAAUCUGGAACAGAGUAUUCAUUUUCCUUGAUUAGAAUCUGACCUUCUAAAAAGUCAGAAGUUGAAGCUGAUCAUGGUUCUGGUUUGGGCUUUAGACCCGAAAGCCAGCAGGGUGUAUCAGAUUUACCGGUAAAAUCAGCAGCUGACCUUGGAAUGAAGCUGUCGGAGAUACUGAGUUCCCCCUUCCUCUGCGUGGUCUAGUGACCAUGUUUGGUUUGAGUUGGGGCUUUGCUGAAGUACUAGAGAACAGGUCAAGAAAGAAUGGCCUAGCAGUUUAAACAUCAUCUCAGAACAUAAACUGUUAUUUUAGAAGAGUGGAUGGAUGUGGGUAAGAACACUUUGAUCUGACAGCUGCUACAUAGAAUCAUGGCUUUUAAAGGGGGCAAAAUACUUAACUUGUGAAGUUCUCUUGGAAUCACUGAGCAAACCAACAUGAUGGAGAUGGCUGUUUAAAUCAGCUGUACCUUCUUGAAGCUUUCCUCAGAAGAAAACUAUUCUUCAGAAAGGGAUGAAUGCCUACUCUGCAUUACCUUGGUGUAGGUCCUUCUACUAGAUGAGCAUUGGAACAUUCCUGCAUUUGUGCAGGGCUCAGAUAAUUAUGACUGUAGAGAAGCAGCUCUGAAGGUAUGUAUUUUGUUACACUAACUUGCAAGACACUGAACAGUAUCUAUCAAAGAGCCAGCUCUUCAACCACAGCUUGUGUAUUGCUUACAUGAUGAGUAUGGCUAUUUGGAAAUAGUUAUAUGUGCACUGGAGAUGUUUCAGGAGGCUUUUCCAACCAUCAUAGGAUGUUGCUGUGGGGGGAAAAAAGGGGUUACCGACAGGCACAAGCUUUUUAAGUUUCUUAGGGCUUUGGGGGCUUUUUGUUCUGUGGGGUUGGGGGGGGGGUGUUUGUUUUUUUAAUAAGGUGAUUGUAUAAGCUUUAGUUGGCUCCAAGUACUUAGUUCCUCUGGGAUCAAAUUAACUGCCUAUUCACAAGUGUCCUUAUUCUAAGACCUGUGAACUUCAGCCACACUGCAGUAAACUUAUUAAACAUCUCUGCCAUCUGCAGCCUGGUGUUCUAGAUGAUGCUCAGUACUGCAAACAAGUUGUGGAGUACAUGUGUUGUAUUGUAAGGAGUUCAUUUGUAUACAGCCUUUAAAUAACUUGUAUCAUACAAAUAGCAAAUCCAAACAGGGUUUGCUGCAGCUGUUUGACACCACAGGCAUGCAACUUUGUUCAAAAUCCGGAAUAUAUUGUGCAGAUCUAAAAUAUGCAGGGUACUAAAAGAACUUGAAAUACUGAAGUCAAGUUCUGUGGUUUUUAAACAGUAAAUUAAAAAAAAUCUGAAGGGUAAAACCUAAUUUGGGCAACAAGCAGUGUUGCUUGGGCAUCCACAGAAAGUUAAUCAGGUAAGAAAAAUUUCUAUUGGUUGUAUUAAUCAGGACACAGUCUGAUGUAUGCCCAGUGGCAUCUGAGAAGCCAUAGUUCAGAAGGUAUUUAAAUGCAAAACUAUAUUAAUCAAAAUCAAAGCAGCUGUGAUAAUAGAUUAAAUUUCAAUCAAAAUUAGAAUGGCUUGGAACAAGGAGAAGCAGUGAUAAAAAGCUAGAGCAGGAAAAACAAGGAUUCUGAAGCAACAGCAAGGGAGUGUUUGACCACCAGACCACAGCAAAGCAGCAUUCAGAAUUUUUCUGAAGCAUGAGAGUUGUUUCUUCUUUCCUUCUUUUACUGAUUAGAGAUAAUCAGUGCAAUUUCUCACAGAAAUAUUCUUGCAAAUAGCUUAGACAUAGUAUUUUUUUUGCUGUCAUUUUGACUAAACCAGUACUGAUGUUACAAGGUUUGCUCAGGUUGCUUUUUUUUUUUCAUAAAGAUCAAGAUUUUUUAAAAAACAUCUUAAAAAUUAAAUUCUUUCAACUGUUUACAAAUAAAGCAAUGCCAUUAAGCAUGGAAACCAACCAAGAUUCUUUAACACUCUAGGAGUGUUUCUGCAUAUAGAUAUGCCAGUAGUCUCUUAUGAUUUGUGUGCUCAAAGGCAGGGCAGGCAGGCGGCCAGACACUGCGCUGACAACCUGCUGUGGAGGUUAACAGGAACUGAGAAUGAAAUCACGGUUUCAGAGAAGACACUGCCCUACCACCUGCUGUUCCUUUGGUAGUUAUGCAUCUGAAGAAGACCUGUUUGUGCACUAACUCAGAGAAUACAUCAUGUGAAGGCAUCAGGUAAGCUCCUAAUUAUAACAUAAUGGCAAGAUCCCUAAGAAAACAGGAAGUAGUACUUGAAUGUAUUUUAACCUAAAAGCGCCAUCAUGUAGUUAACCAGCGGUAGCUAGGGUGGCUUUCCUUCCCCCCUUACCCUUAAGAUAUUCUUUUACAGCUUCUUAACCUUUUCAUCCAAAUUUUGCAAUAAAUUUGUGAGACUCAGGCAAUGGAAAAUACAAAAUUUUAUUAAGACAUGUUGGCCUUAUUGUCUGCUCUUAUUUCUUGGACUGACUGACUUUUAUAUCCAUGCUAGUCACAAGCAGUUCUCCACUGCUGUCAUCUCUCUUCAGCUAUUAACAAGAUGUAUGAGUCAUGAAAUAUAAUAUUUGCAAGCAGUUCAAAGGCUUAAAGUUCUUAUUUUAUCACUUGGAGCUCUUCUAAAAUUCUCCAUGGUCUCUAAAGUUAUGAUGAACUCCAUGCUCAGACUUGCAUGAGCCUUCUCAUCUCCUGAAUUUGUCCGAUUUCUGCAUUGCACUGUUACGAGUAGUCUUUCCCUCUGGAGUGCGCAGAUCCUCGGAACAAGGACGAGUUAAACUACCGUGUCCUCCACCUAGGAGGUUUUAUGUGUGACAACGUUAUCUUUGUUUGUUGGACUGGUGGUUUUAACCAGCAAGAUGCCUUGGCUUACCUUUAUCAGAGAUUCAUGGGUGUAAAAAUGAUUCCAUAGCGCACUCUCCAAAUUAGGAAGGAGCAGUACACAAUUGAUCAGUGUACUGCAGAAAGGUCAGUUCUAAAUUUGGGUUAUAAGAUACUUAUUGAGAGUAAGGAUGAAGCCUUGACCAUUCCAGACAGGCCACAAACUUUUUUUUAACAUACUGUGAAAAAUAAGCCCUUCGGCACAAAAAAUGGUAAGAUUCCCCAGCAUAAGUGCUCGUUAUUUAAAAAAUAAAAAUCAGGAUCUGAAUUGGGGCAUCUGCUAUCUGAUGUUGCAACUACAACUACUAAGCAGUUACCCAAAACCCUCCAACAGAGGCUUUCAAAAUGACACAGUUGCAAUGAGUUUCUGGGAGUUUAAAACUGAUUAAUAGAGUUGUGAGAUAGAAACAUGUUUUACAGACAUAAAAGCAUACUGAAGCUUUUCUUCAAGUGCUGUAAGCAAGAAAAGCAAAGCAGCAGAGCUUAUUUUUUAAUCAGAAACUUAACACGGAGCAGAAUGGGAAGUAAAGAAAACAUGGGGAAGCAGUAAUGAGCUGUCAAAACUGGUGGCAAUUCCUCUUGGGUUCCUCUUCAAGCACAAUGCCAAUGCAGCUUGUGUUGCUAACAAAAAAGGGUAGGAAAAGGAUUCAGUGUAACUCAGGUGAGUUGCAGGGGGGAAGAGCAGCCUGUGCUGUUCCAAACUUCAGGAACUGGAAGGUGUUUGAACAGCUGUGAGUUCAAACAACGUAACUGAGAGGAGGACAGCAGUGGAGAAACCACUAGAAGGUGAUGGCAGGGCAUGGAUAUGUCAUUGUGCGCUUCAAGGGUUGGAAAGUGAGAAUCUCUUAAAUGAGCCAUAGAGGGUAGGCACAGCAGAGUAAAACCUCCAGGAGAAGGAAAGAGGGGAGCACUGAGUACUUUCUAAACAAGAAACCCUUGAAGCUUUCCUGGUCCCCGUGGAAAAGGUACCAGGUUUGGUUCCUCUGGACUGUUCUGUGUUCACUGGGACAAGGCAGUGGCUUCUCCUGCCCCAGAAGCUGGCAGUGGUGCCACCCACUCCAGACCACCACUUCCACCGUCUGCCCGGGGGAACUGCACGCACCUUUCCUGCCUACCUUUCUGCACCAAAACCUUGCUGCGGAACAGGGGAGCGGUUUUGUCCUCUUGUUAAGGUGGCUAGCAAGAAUAAAGUACCUCUGCAAUAUUUCUCUUGAAGACAGGAAAAAAAAUUUGCAGCUAGUAAAUCACAGCUUUUUCAUUUGAAAAUCUGCAAGUCUAUCAUUCUAACCCCAUUUCUUCUGCUGUAAUUAGACACCCAAUUGUGCUUGUUUUGUCUUGGCAGGCAGCCUCUGCCUGUCCUUCACCUUUUAAAAUAUGUUUUCCCAGUAGCAGCCAAGAAUUGUGGCCCCAUAUAAGAAAUAACAAAACACAUGCACAUGUCAGAAGUUCCUGAGCCAGUGAGCCAAGACUUCUGCUGUCACAAGGCAGCAGCCCUCAAUAAAACCUGUUAGCCUGACAAAGCCCUGGUUUGGAACUACUCCCCCUUUAUCCCCUGUGCCUGUUCAUGAAGUUAGCCUCACACCACAUUUAGUCCAGCAGUCAUUUAAAAACCAAAAGCAAGGAAAUUCACAUUUUGAUUAGAAAUGUCCACUGUGCAACAAGGGCCAAAGUUCACGUGACUAUCUCCACACCACAAAAUAAAACUUAUUUGCAUAUUUGAUCAUUACCCGUGAUAGCAGCAGGUAAAAUAACAAGGUACAUUCACAUCUCCAGCAGUCAUACACCUUAUGCUUACUUGCAAUUCAAAAGAGGACAAAAAUAAUGAAAACCUAAAUCAGAGCUGAAGGCAAAAGGCAGGAAUGGCUGAAAGCUGUACCCAGAGCUGUUGCAGUGGUACAAACAGGCUCCCUUUCUUCCUGUAGCCAAGAACAGGGUUUAUUGCAGUGGUUUUGACCAGACCUUGAUCUCAUUAUAAACACUCCUGGUCUUGCAGCUGCACCAAUGUGAAAAUGAAAGCUGAAUCAAGUGGUGAUGUUGUUUUCCCCUCCAACACAGGCUAAGAGCAAUACUAAUUAUCUAAAGAAAUGACAAUAUUUAGACUAUUUCAGGAUGGUGUAAAGCACUCCGGAUGGAGUAACAGCAUGAAGUACUCCUGAUUCAGUGUCACCUUCAAGUUGAACACCACUCUGAACAUACUUGCUUUCAUGAACGAGCCUUGAAACCAAGUUCUGUUAAGAUUUCAGGCUGCUGAUUAUUUUCACAGUUACCCUUAAUUGUCCAACAUUUCUCCCCCUUCCAUGCUUUUCUUUCAGUAAUUGCAUGAUUUGUACAAAAAAAUUUGUAACAAAAAUACACAAAGUACAAACCGCAUACAAACCCCCACCACAUACUAGUUUAGACAGUCAUAUUAAAUACAUUGUUUUGGUGAAUUAAGAUUAAUCUGAAACCCUCAGAGAACAGCUGAAACUGCAGCCUCUAGGUCAGCUCAGUUACAGAAGGCACAGGCUGGAAACCCCGCUGAGUCUGUAAGGAGAAGUCCUUUAAGCAACCUGCUCCGACUGCAUCACUGACAGCAGAUGUAGAAUCAAACAUUAUUGCUGCCCUGCUGACACAAUCUGAACCCCAUUUGAUUAAGGAUGCCCUUCACGUUGUGUGCUUUGCACCUGGCCCUCAACAGCCAUUAAUUAUACAUGACCAUGGGUAGCAAGAGGUUGGACUUCCCAACUUCCCUCCCUUCAAAGCAUCAUCGACAAACCACUGCACGGUUUGUGCGUGUUUUAUAGCAAACAUAAGGAUUACCGAACCAACCGGUCAGAUGAAUAAAAUAAUAUUCUUAGUGGUGUAUCACAAGAGAAAUAUGCAAGAGCUCCUUGGCUCAAAACUACAAUACUAGCAUAAAUAUUAGCAUAAAGCACAUUCUAACCCUUUUGCCAUUUUCCA
Messenger RNA from Grus americana (Whooping crane), 8999 nucleotides. RefSeq names its product proteasome assembly chaperone 2 (gene PSMG2). The transcript is spliced from 7 exons. Gene Ontology annotation, cellular component: nucleus; cytosol. The coding region runs from base 74 to 880 and encodes 268 amino acids. NCBI's taxonomy places the organism in Eukaryota, Metazoa, Chordata, Aves, Gruiformes, Gruidae. Gene Ontology annotation, biological process: proteasome assembly. The record is from RefSeq and is a predicted model, not a curated record.